AUUACUAGUCUGUGGUGCUGUGGUGAUUUUUAAGAGUAUUGGACGGUCCAUCGAUUAUUUUUUAUGACUUUAUUAAUUAAUAAUGUAGCGCUAAACUAUUAAAUAUAUCAUAACGUUGCAUUUACGUAUAUCCUGAUAUGUGUACUUAAAUACAUUUGUAACCUGCAAUCCGUCAUAAAAGUGUUAACAACAAUCAACAUGGGCACCAUAGGUUUGGAUAGCUCGUUCAUGGCGAAGUACUCAGCGUACAGCCCUUACAGACUGAUACAGCGUGAGACAGGGUUCGAAAACCCGGUGGGUGCGGGCAAUGCGAUGGCCCGCAGCUUGUAUCGCGCCAUGAAACCUCUGGCAUCUUGGGACUGUGAAAUAGGGAACACGGCGCCUAUCGGUGGCGUUUUCAACCUUGAAUUCUCCCCGGAAGGAUCUCUACUAGUGGCAGCUUGCGAGAAGAAAUCUAUACAAAUAUUUGAUCCUCUCACACACAAAAGGAUUCACUCAGUUAAUGAUGCACAUUUAGAUUGUGUUAAUUGUGUCAAGUUCCUAGAUGGAAGAAUGUUUGCUACAUGCUCCGAUGAUACAACAAUAGCAUUAUGGGAUGUCAGAAACUUGAAAAAGAAAAUCCGCUCGCUACUAGGCCACUCAAAUUGGGUGAAAAACAUUGAAUUCUCAGUGAAGGACAAACUUCUAGUCACGUCUGGACUGGACGGCAGCAUUUAUACAUGGGACAUCAAUUCCUAUACAGAGUUCAACCUAGUAUACCAAAGAGUAUUUCAUGCAUCCGGCCUCAUGAGGUGUAGAUUGUCUCCCGAUGCUAAACAGAUGGUCAUGUGUACCACUGGAGGAUUAUUAGUUAUCAUACACAACUUGAACCUGUCAACAUUGUCAAAGGAUUUACAUGGGUUUAAGCCAAAUCUAUACAGGCUUAUGCAAAGGAGCCAGCAGGUGAUACCUAUAGCGGCCAUGUACGACCAUCUGUUCGACGCCAAGCGCACGGAGAACAGGGUCGAGUUUGUCUCAGAUUUUCCUGAAGGCAACGACGCUGAGGUCGUCAGCGCUUUACAGAUCCACCCACAAGGCUGGUGUGCGUUGAGCAGGAACAUUAGCCACGACGAUAGAUCAGAGUGGUCCUGCAUCCACGACAUCCAACCGAGUGACUCGGUGUCGGACAAGAGUUGUCGCGACAGCAGCUCGCCGCCGCCGCCGCCGCGCGUGCCCGCCCCGCGCCGCACCGGGCGCCGCACGCGCUCGCACCCUUACCACCAGCCGCGCCCCAUGGCCGCGGUCACGCCCGCGGGGGAAGGCGGCGCGACCAACUCGAAUUCAGAAGGCUCGAGCAGACCGCGCGCCGAGCCUGAACCGGAGCCCGAGGCCGGCCCGAGCGCCUCCCGGUCAGACGCGUCGCCCGCCAGACCAGUGCCGGUAUUAUCGAGCAUACAGAAUGACGUAUGGGAGGCCUCUAUUACCAUUAAACAGCAGAGAAUGCUACAAGAGAUGUACAGCAGGGGCCAGGUGGGGCGCAACUUCAACAUGCAGCGCAUCAUGGGCAUCAACACGGGCAUCUCGCCGCCGGGCGCGCUGCGCUCGCGGCACCUGCACGCGUCCGCGCGCCCCGCGCCGCGCCUGCGCGCGUCCGCCGCGCCCGCCUCCUCCGCGCCCGACGCCGCCAUCUACGCCACACUGGACGAGAGCGAGCCGAUCCACAUACACACUUCAUCGCCAUCGACAUCGGGCCAGACGCCGCGGCGCGACAGCACGAGCGAGGACGAGACGCCGGAGACCAGACACUACAUACGACAAAACCGCGAGCGGCUGCUCUACUACAAGGAGGAGACCAACCUCGGCAAGGGGUUCAUUAAGGAGUUAUGCUUCUCUGCCGACGGGCGUUUGGUUUGCUCGCCUUUCGGACGCGGAAUGAGACUCCUGGCCCUCAACGACUACUGCGCGGAGCUCUCGCAUUGCGUGCAAGAUAUCAACGGCCCCACGGAAAUGGUGGACCUCGUGAGGAGCCUUUUUAUCCAUCAGGACCUCGUCGUCAGCUCCAAGUUCAGUCCCAGGCACCAUCUCCUCGUGACAGGGUGCCUGGAGGGUAAAGUGGUUUGGUAUGACCCGUACAGCGGGCCGUCGGUGUACUAGAAGUUAGAUACUUAAUAAAUUAGCUAUUCGUA
This is a messenger RNA of Bicyclus anynana (squinting bush brown), 2165 nucleotides long. Its product is annotated as DDB1- and CUL4-associated factor 10. The coding region runs from base 199 to 2133 and encodes 644 amino acids. Lineage: Eukaryota; Metazoa; Arthropoda; Insecta; Lepidoptera; Nymphalidae. Gene Ontology annotation, molecular function: protein binding. The transcript is spliced from 11 exons. The record is from RefSeq and is a predicted model, not a curated record. Gene Ontology annotation, cellular component: Cul4-RING E3 ubiquitin ligase complex.